UCCUCACCAUCGCCCAUCUUCUCCUCCCAUCACAAUGAGUGACGACAUCAUCUGGACAGUCAUCGGUCAUGGGCACUGCAGCUACAAGCUCAAGUCAGCAACCCACAACACCUUCUGCCGCAACGCAUACAAUCUCACUGGGCUAUGCAAUCGUCAAUCGUGUCCCCUCGCCAACUCCCGAUAUGCAACUGUUCGCGAACACGAGGGGAAAGUCUACCUCUAUGUAAAGACGGCAGAGCGAGCCCAUUCUCCAGCAAAGAUGUGGGAGCGUAUCAGGCUCAAUAGCAACUACUCGAAAGCAUUGGAGCAGAUCGAUCAGGAGCUCCCUUACUGGUCCAACUUUGUGGUGCACAAGGCAAAACAGCGCCUGACGAAGAUCACGCAGUACCUCAUCAAGCUGCGUAAGAUCCGUCUCAAAGAAGAGGAGCAGCCCAAGCUCGUCGGCAUCAAUCAGAAGACGGAGCGACGAGAGGCCACGCGAGAACAGAAGGCACUUCGAGCUGCAAAGCUGGAGAAGAGCAUCGAGCAGGAGUUGCUCAACCGUCUCAAGUCGGGUGCAUAUGGCGAUGCGCCAUUGAAUGUGAAUGAGGACGUUUGGCAGUCUGUGUUGGAGGGGAGGAAGCGCAAGGAAGCAAACGCAGAGGAGGAGGAUGGGCUGGACCUGGUCGAUGAGGAGAGCGACGAGGAGGAUGAACAGCUGCUCAGUGAUAUGGAGCGCGAGUGGGAGGAGGAGGAAGGUGUAGGGGAACGUGAUUUCGUUUCAGAUGAUGAUGAGAGCGACGAGGACGACGAGGACGAUAUGGAAGACGGCUUCUACGGCUCGUCAGGGGAGGAGGGAGACAGUGUGGAUGGAGCAGAGGAGAGUGAUGCCGAGGACGACGACGAUGACGACGAAGCCUCCGCCAAAGGUCCAUCUGCGGCAGGCUCAAAGCGCAAGCAGCCAUCAUCGAGCGCAGGAGCACGGCCAUCCAAGGCAGCGCAGGGCAAGAAGGGCAAGAGGCCUCGUGGAGGCAAGCCAGGCAUCGAAGUCGAGUACGAAGAAGAGAGGGAGACUCAGCCUCUCUCGAGGGAGGAGCUUGCCAACUGGUAGCCUGGCACCAAGGCAUCAUCGGUCGUCUUUUCAAUUAUGUACAUUACAGAAUUACCAAGAGCAUCAUUACAUACAUGCGAUCACCGCAUCUAGUCCUGCC
This is a messenger RNA of Jaminaea rosea, 1190 nucleotides long. Its product is annotated as Mak16 protein. The transcript has a single exon. Bases 35 to 1090 code for a protein of 351 amino acids. NCBI's taxonomy places the organism in Eukaryota, Fungi, Basidiomycota, Exobasidiomycetes, Microstromatales. The record is from RefSeq and is a predicted model, not a curated record. Gene Ontology annotation, cellular component: nucleolus; preribosome, large subunit precursor. Gene Ontology annotation, biological process: maturation of LSU-rRNA; maturation of 5.8S rRNA.